AUGUCCAAGCUGGCAGACCAGGUCGUGUUGGUGACGGGAUCCAGUCGAGGUCUCGGCUUGGCCACGGCUAGGGCAUUCUGCGCCGAAGGAGCAAAGGUCGUCCUCAACUGCGCAUCCUCCCUCUCACGCCCAGCGACCGAACAGGUGGCCAAGGAACUCGGAGCCGUCGCCAUUGUCGCCGAUGUCACGGACUCGGAGCAGGUCGCCUCGCUGUUCCGACAGGCCGAGUCGUAUUAUGGCCAGCCCAUCAGCGUCGUGGUCAACAAUGCGCUAGCCAGCUUCAAAUUCAACGGCGACGCGCGCAAGAAGCUGGACACCCUCGAGUGGGAAGACUUUGAUGCACAAAUUCGCGUGGCGAUCCAGGGCGCUCUCAACACCACUAAAGCCGCCAUGUCCGGAUUUGAGAAGCUCGGUCGCGGCCGCAUCAUCAAUAUUGGCAGCAACCUCGUGCAGAACCCCGUCGUGCCUUACCAGGACUACUGCGCCGCCAAGGGCGCCCUCGUCGCCUUUACCCGCUCCAUGGCCGCCGAGCUUGGCCCCAAGAACGUCACGGUCAACAUGGUGGCAGGCGGGCUCCUCGCGAUGACGGAUGCCAGCAGUGCCACGCCUCCAUUCGUCUUUGAUCAGAUUGUCGCUGUCACGCCCCUGCGCAGGGUGACUACCCCCGAAGACGUCACGGGUGCGAUUCUGUUCUUUGCCAGUCCUUGGGCCAACGCAGUCACCGGCCAGCAAGUCAUUGUGGACGGCGGACUUGUCAUGUCAUGA
Pestalotiopsis fici W106-1 is the source of this 765-nucleotide messenger RNA. RefSeq lists its product as uncharacterized. The transcript has a single exon. Gene Ontology annotation, molecular function: oxidoreductase activity. Bases 1 to 765 code for a protein of 254 amino acids. The record is from RefSeq and is a predicted model, not a curated record. NCBI's taxonomy places the organism in Eukaryota, Fungi, Ascomycota, Sordariomycetes, Amphisphaeriales, Sporocadaceae.